GCGAGACUCUAGAUUCCCCUUCCCUUUACCCUUCCAAAGUCUGCUCUCUUUUAACUCUUUGGCUUUCCUUCUUCCACCACCCAAAAACCCAACCCAAAACCAGAGCAAGGAGCCUACUACUGCCAUUACCCCAUGAUAGUGGAGCGACUUAUUACGGUGGAGUAUCUCGAUCCAUCCAUGUCUCAGGAGCUCAUCGGCAAGUUCCCGGAUGCCACGGCUUUCGACUUCGACUACUCUCAGAGCGGGAUUUGGUCUCCCUUGCUUCCACGAGGCAGGCACAGUUCAUCUUCAGUUUUUCCUAUGGAAUCCCACAAGAAACUCUCAGACGCGCCUGGGAUUCUUUCUCCGGGAAUACUAAGGAAAGUGAAGGGAAAGAUAAGUAAGAAGCACAAGAAACAUAUGGUUGCUCCGAAGCGCUUGGAUUUCUCUACAAGUCCUACUCCUAAAAAGGGAUGGAACAAGGUGUUGAGAGCUGCUGUGAAACGCUUCAAGAUUCACAGAUCUCCCUGGCAGAUGAUGCUGCCCACUUUGUGAGGCAAAAAGUAUUUCCCUUCUUAUAUUGUGUCUAGCGUUAUUAAGUUGCUUCCAAAAAUCUAUUUGUUAGUCACGGCAAGGAUGUAUAUAAUUCUUGUUUGACAUUGCGGAAAUAAAGAAGUGGUGAUUGAUCCAUUAUGUAUGUUUCCGCGUAUCAAUAGCUAUGAAUCUUUAAUUGGGAAAGGAGGGGAAGAAAAAGAACAAUUGAAAUAUAAUUAGAUCUGAAUUACGACAAAAUUAUUAUGAUUACAUGUAGUAUUAGACCCCCUUUGUAAUUUUAGAAGUUGAUCAAAUAUAUAAAAUGCUGCAGAGGAGGUUGACCGUUGUA
Messenger RNA from Phoenix dactylifera (date palm), 862 nucleotides. RefSeq lists its product as uncharacterized. The record is from RefSeq and is a predicted model, not a curated record. NCBI's taxonomy places the organism in Eukaryota, Viridiplantae, Streptophyta, Magnoliopsida, Arecales, Arecaceae.